Molecule: messenger RNA, 912 nt
Organism: Aspergillus terreus NIH2624
Lineage: Eukaryota; Fungi; Ascomycota; Eurotiomycetes; Eurotiales; Aspergillaceae
Product: class II aldolase/adducin domain protein
Exons: 5
Coding region: 1-912 (303 amino acids)
Cellular component (GO): cytoskeleton
Molecular function (GO): actin filament binding
Source: RefSeq, a predicted model, not a curated record
AUGUCCACCGCAACACUCACCGAAGCCGCCCAGCAGAAAGUCGUCGUCACCAACGACGAGUACACCAACACGCCCACCGCCGCAGAUGCAGAUGCCACCUUCCAGGCGACCGCGCGCGGAGACCGGGCCGGCACACUGAAGCUGCGCGGCAUCCCAACCUUCAGCGACCCCCAAGAGCAGCGCAAAUGGAUGAAAGAGCACAUGGCCGCGGCGUUCCGCUACUUCGGCAAGCUGGGCUACAGCGAGGGCAUUUCGGGGCAUAUCUCCAUGCGGGACCCCGUCCUCAAAGACCACUUCUGGAUGAACCCCUACGCCAAACACUUCUCCGCCAUGAAGGCCUCCGAUCUGGUCCUCGUGGACGCGGACGGCUACGUCACCGACGGCGGCAACCAGGCGCCCAUCAAUGAAGCCGGAUUUAUGAUCCACUCAGAGAUUCACAAGGCGCGCCCGGAUGUCGUCGCUGCGGCGCAUACGCACGGCGUGUAUGGGAAGACCUGGAGUGCAUUUGGGCGGCCUAUCGAGAUGAUCUCGCAGGAUGCGUGCAACUUCUACGGAAAGCUGAGCGUGUACGACGACCAUGGCGGCGUUGCGCUGGCGCAGGAUGAGGGUCGGCAGAUUGCUGCGGCGCUUGGUAAGGAUAGCAUUGCGUGCAUCUUGCAGAAUCAUGGGUUGUUGACUGUCGGCCGCACGGUGGAUGAGGCCGCGUUCUUGUUCUCCAGCUUGGACAAUGCGUGCCAUUCGCAGCUGAUGGCGGAUGCGGCGGCCGCGAAUGGCCUGCCGAAGAAGAUCAUUCCUCAUAAUGUGGCUAAGUAUACCGCUGAUGCGGUGCAGAACCCUCAUAACUUUUACACCGAGUUUCAGCCGGAGUUUGAUCUGAUCGUGGAGGAGAGCAAUGGACGCGUGCUUCAAUAG